Messenger RNA from Exophiala mesophila, 1608 nucleotides. RefSeq lists its product as uncharacterized. The record is from RefSeq and is a predicted model, not a curated record. The coding region runs from base 298 to 1056 and encodes 252 amino acids. The transcript is spliced from 7 exons. Lineage: Eukaryota; Fungi; Ascomycota; Eurotiomycetes; Chaetothyriales; Herpotrichiellaceae. Gene Ontology annotation, molecular function: oxidoreductase activity, acting on the CH-OH group of donors, NAD or NADP as acceptor.
CCCACUUGGCACUCCUUUCAAGAUUACUACGUAGGAUGAAAUCUAUUUCCAUUUCCUCCGGAGACAUGGACCCGUAUCGUACUCGUUGCUUUUGGUGUUGUUGAGUUUGUUGUCACCAACCUCGAGCUUCCUGGUAACCUUGUCUGGCUAAAGUCUUGCCCUAGGUUUGUCAAGCUGUCCUUUGUGUGUCUUUCCAAAGCCUGUUGUGACUCAACAUACAUAGACAGAAGUCUUGUGCAACCAAACAACCCAUUCCACGAGGUCCGAAGGAUCUACCUCAAGCUUCUACCUCAGACUAUGGCCCCUUCAACUUGGGUCAUUAUAGGAGCUUCAAGAGGGAUUGGAUAUGAAUUUGUUCGCCAGCUACUAGACCAAGGUAACCAAGUCAUCGCGGCAGUCCGUAAUGUCCAAACGGCAAAUCAGAUCUGGCAAUUGUCGGCACAGCAAACACGACCAGGAAGUUGUAUAAUCGACCAGUGCGAUGUGACAGACGAAGCAAGCAUCGAGGCUUUCGUGGGCCGGAUGAAGAAGCUAGUCGCUGGAGGCCUCAAGAUUGACAAUGUGGUGUUGAAUGCGGGAGUUUUGAAAUAUCCAAAUAGAGCUACAGAGAUAUCCUUCGGUGACUUUGCGUUGCAUCUACAUACCAAUACCAUUGGCCCCAUCAUCAUCGCCCAGAAGCUGUUACAGAUCAGCAGUGACGCGCCUCCAUCUAAAGUGAUCUUCAUCUCCUCCGACUCCGGAUCAACGUCGGCCUUUAGGGACCAUGAGGAUGGGUUCGGCGCUUAUGGUGCGAGCAAGGCGGCUCUAAACCAGAUGUUGAGACACAUGGCCGCCGAACUAAAGAGAAAAGGAAGCCCGUGGGAUGAUGUCUGCGUGUUGGCGGUGCACCCCGGCGAAGUUCAGACUGACAUGGCCAACAUCGACUUGGACUGGGAAGUUGAAGGGAUCAUUAGUCCUGAGGAAAGUGUGACCAAAACGCUACAGGUAGUUGCUGGCAAGACCAAGUCAGACUCUGGAACGUUCUGGUGCUGGGAUGGACGAGUUCACCCUUGGUGAUGCCAGUCAAAAAGAUCGAGCAUUAGCUGGUCUCGUUGGUUUCUACAGAGCAGGAGUGGUGUCUAUCGUCCACGUGACUUGUAUGGACGCACAAAUUGUCACGUGUCACUGGUCACUUUGUCAGGAGGAGAAGGGCCAAUGACUUUGGGGGCAAAAAGAAUAAUAGGCACCACUCCAGACAUCAGGAAAUCGUCUCAGAGAGCAUGUUGUCGAUGGUUCCAAGUAUCAGUGAUUACAAAUGUUGCCACUGCUAUUCCUCACGGUCAUUGUCGACGAACAAUUGAUGGCGUGUUCUGACCUGACCUGAGCAGUGAUAAGUGUAAAUUACUUGUAGUCUCAUAUCUGCGCGCUCUAUCCUAACCACGGGCCCAUGACUUGCCCUUACCUAGAAAGGACUAGCGCAGUGUCAACUUUUUUUUGGAGCGUCUUUGGCAGCGAUUUGGAAAGGGAGAGAAAAAGCCAGGCAGGCAGAUCAGAAGAGAUCUGACAUUCUGAUUGUUAGCAAUAGAAGGAUAAUAGGUUUCUGCCAGUAGUACUGAAGGUGGUGUUUCG